AUGUUCACCAUCUGGUCCGCCAUCGCACUCCUUAACACUCUUCCCAGAAUCAUAAGUGGCCUUCUUGCAGUAUACGACUUUUAUCACAACCCACUCAGCUACAUCCUGCCUUUCUUCGGCGUCGUACCCGGCCAACUCACGCCAUUCCGCACCCUGUUCAUGGGCCUUACGAUUCUUUUGUUUAUGAUAAUAUUCAUAUAUGUCAUCUUGGAUUACGUCAUUCGGGGUGCGGUACUCUUGGCCAAGAAGCUGUUGUCCUUUGUAUGGACACUGUAUUUAAAUCCGUUCUGCCUAGCGGUUCUAUAUGCUAUUCCAUUGGGAAUUGCGAUUCGAUUACUGGAGUUGUACAUGUAUGAGUCUUCGAUGGGAGCUAAUGUAAAUAUAGCAAUCAAUGGCUUAUUUGGUAGUGGGGCUGAUGCUGCCAAUGAGCUACCCUGA
Fusarium verticillioides 7600 is the source of this 438-nucleotide messenger RNA. RefSeq lists its product as hypothetical. Bases 1 to 438 code for a protein of 145 amino acids. NCBI's taxonomy places the organism in Eukaryota, Fungi, Ascomycota, Sordariomycetes, Hypocreales, Nectriaceae. The record is from RefSeq and is a predicted model, not a curated record. The transcript is spliced from 2 exons.